ACGACGAUGGCACGACUUGGUCCAAUCCCGUGGAAAUCCCCAGAAGAACUGCCUUGGAUAAAAUACAUAUAAUGCGCCGCACCUAACAUCCAGUCAUUUUCCAAAGAUCAUUUGCCAAUCAAACUCUCAUUCUCAAACCAUAAAGCCUACGUGCAAACCUAGGCGUCACAGCGCCCUGACACCCCACGCCACCCUCUCGUGCUUGUAUUUUUCUUAAGCAGAAGUAUAGAAGGCUUGUGCGAUUGUUUCUAUCGUGCUAGGUAUGGAGUUCAAGGGGUCCGCUUCGCUGCACAACAAUGACAUCAACGUGCUGAGGAACGUUUAUGGCGGCAUGGAUAUGCGCAUUGAACGCGUCACAGCGAGCAUCGGACGUGUCUACCUGGUGGACCAGGGCGGAAACAAGCAGCAGCUCCCCGUGGAUGCGCAAGGCCAGCUCGUUGUCACCGUGGUGGACAACACCAACACCCAGAUCCCUCCUCACAACGACGAGUUUCUAUUUAUGUUCGCGGACAGCUUCAUCGUGAGCGUGAACGGCGUCAUGCUGAUGCGCCUCGACCAGCAGCGGCAGCACGCCAUUCGCGCUCCGCAGACCCUCGUGCACGAGAUUCUGGAGGCCUAAUUCCCCCCCUCCCCCACAUACCUAAUUCGCCAGGCGUGGCGAAAUUCUGUGCAGGGGUUUGUCCCUCUCCUGCACGCAGCACGCCCCUCCUACUACAUCAUACUACGCAAACGCACUGGUGUGGAUAGCUGGACGCAUUGGUAUCUCAGCGACCGCCCCCCCCCACACACCUCCUCGCUCCUCGGCCCUGCGGGAGGACAUCCUCCCCCCCUGCACCCCCUCUCCCAAGCUUCCCAAGAUACAUGCUUCGGCGCCAGGUUCGCGUGAGCUGGCAUGUGGGGAUGUAUCCGAUGGGAGGAGGAGCAGGGGGGAGGGUGCCCCUAAGACGUUUGUCGACGACAGCAAACGUGGGUGCAGGCAAUGGCAGCAUCAUAUCAGUUGGCACUUUUUGAUGGGCGCCGGGGUUAAGUUGAAGGCACGAGCUAUGGUGCUCACGACUGCACAGUUGACAACGCGCUACAAAUUAAGUGGAGGACGUAUUCCUGUUCCACACGAUGGUGGCACAAGCUGCGGGGGUCCGCAUGCCCAGCUUUACGCUGAGUUUGCAAUGCACCCCAUAUGCAUAUGCAUUGGGCGCACAUGGUGUUCUGUUUCUGAGAGAAUCACUUGCAUCACGUAUUCCUAGAAGAUGCCGCAGCUACUGCAGCUGCAGGGGGCUUCGAAGGCAUGUGCUGGGUGAGCAAGAUUGACCGGAUCUGCAAAAGGCUUGGCUACGGCUAGUGCGCAGUAGGCCCGCAGGGCACAGGCGCGUUAUUGGAGACGUUGCUGCGCCUAGGGCUGCCGGUUGGUAAUUUGAUGGACAACUUUGCCAACAUGCUUAUGGGUGAAUGGCAGGCGGAGAGCAUAUGCGCUGACCCUCGGGCUUUCCGUGAAAGUGGAGUUUAUACUGAAGGUGUCCCAGCAGCUAAGAUGUGCCGCUGUGCGCGGCCGAUGGGUGUGCCGUAUGAGGGGUGCCGUCCGUGCCGUCCAUUGAUCAUGCUCGUGCUCAUGCAGAGCCUGAUGUUGCAGGCUGAGGUAUGUGGGCUGGUGUAGGUAAAGAGGGAGAGGGAGUGUGCGCUGUAGCGUUGUGUGUGUUAUGUGUACUGGGUGCUCAGAACGUACAGCGUGUGGGGCAAGCCCGCAAGUGUUGCGCCCCCUGGUGCUCCCGACGAGGAGUUGCUGCUGGUGCUUUGGUCACAGUAAUGAGUCGUAGCACAGGCAUGUAACUCGCUCGCCUC
This is a messenger RNA of Chlamydomonas reinhardtii, 1836 nucleotides long. RefSeq lists its product as uncharacterized. The record is from RefSeq and is a predicted model, not a curated record. The coding region runs from base 263 to 619 and encodes 118 amino acids. The transcript has 2 exons. Lineage: Eukaryota; Viridiplantae; Chlorophyta; Chlorophyceae; Chlamydomonadales; Chlamydomonadaceae.